Molecule: messenger RNA, 873 nt
Organism: Peniophora sp. CBMAI 1063
Lineage: Eukaryota; Fungi; Basidiomycota; Agaricomycetes; Russulales; Peniophoraceae
Source: the annotation of a GenBank genome assembly
AUGUCCUCCUACAAGGCUCAAUUCGACGCGAACGGCUUCGUGAUCAUUCCCUCCCUCAUCUCUCCCGAUCUGUUCGACGAUCUCGUACACGCGUGCGAUGCGGUUGUGGCGCAGACGCGUGAGGGAAAGUGGCCGCAUCGGCGCGUCGUGGGCAAGCAGUUCCCGCCGUACGAUAGCGAGAACCCGGACUCUUGGGGCGUGCAGCACGUCAUGCAUCCUGAUCUCGGACAGAAGGCUUUCGCACAGUACUAUACGUCGAAGGCCAUGCGCGAUGCUGCGAAAGAGCUGCUUCAGUGCGAGGACGACAACUUGCAGAUGGAGCUCUUCAACCUCUUGAUCAACCCUACGUCUCACGAGUUCGCCCUUUGCUGGCAUCGGGACGACGUAAAGGCGGGUGCUUCUGAACAAGAAGAGCUCGACGCCCUGGCCAUCUGGCACCGCGGGGUUCAAUGGAACACAGCACUCUAUACGGACACCUCGCUGUUCGUAGUACCUGGCACGCACAAGGUUCCUCGUACUCCCGCUCAGCGCGAGCAGUCAUGCACAACUGAACCGCCCGAGGACCCAAUGACUAUGCCCGGCGCAAUCCAAGUUACUCUUCACCCCGGCGACACCGUCUUCUACAACAACAACAUCCUACACUGCGGAGCGUACAACCCAAGCCGCAAACGCGCCACCCUGCACGCGUCGAUGGGUGACACUCGUGGCGGCUCCGCUCGUGCUCGCAACGUACUUCAGCAUGGACUGGAGUGGAUGCAGAGCGACGAGUUCAAAGCGACACUGGAUGACAAGGGCAAGGAAAUGCUUGAUCGGCUGAUCAAGAUGCAGAAGGAGCACGCCGAUAAACCUGUCGUAUAUUCGCUCGAUGGUUGA